This is a messenger RNA of Aspergillus steynii IBT 23096, 2099 nucleotides long. RefSeq lists its product as uncharacterized. Lineage: Eukaryota; Fungi; Ascomycota; Eurotiomycetes; Eurotiales; Aspergillaceae. The transcript is spliced from 7 exons. Gene Ontology annotation, biological process: DNA-templated transcription; regulation of DNA-templated transcription. Gene Ontology annotation, molecular function: DNA binding; DNA-binding transcription factor activity, RNA polymerase II-specific; zinc ion binding. The record is from RefSeq and is a predicted model, not a curated record. Bases 30 to 2099 code for a protein of 689 amino acids.
AUCCAUGAAGCCACCCCUUGUCUAUAAGGAUGGAACCAACAGAUAUUGCCACACCUUCCCAGCGAACUCGUGUCGCCUGCAAGGCAUGCAAUGCAAGACGUGUGAAAUGCGAUGCGAACGAAGGGCAGCCGUGCUGGCAUUGUCGCAUGCGGCGGAUUCCCUGCGAGUUGAUUGAAUCUAAAAGGGGCAAGUAUGCUCGGAGGCGACGCACAGGUGGGAAUCAACGAGCCUCGAGACAUGUUCGGAGAGUCAGUGAUACAUGUCUCGUCCAGCAAGAUCUAGUUGACCCAAUUAUAAGACAAGACAAUGAGAUUGAGAGACCUGGAGAACCCGCAGCCGUAACAAUGCCGAAUACCCCUGCACAGGGAUCCUCUACUUGUCAAAACAUGGGCGAAGGACCUGAAGAUAUCUCUCCCACGGUAUAUUAUGUGAUAGAGUUGAGCUACAAACCUAAUGGCGGCUCCACUGAACCGCUCACGGUCCAUCAUCCAAUACCUUCUUCUAUUGCAGACAAUGACACUGCAUAUCAGCCACAAGGACCGAUUUCGUUGCAAGAAGCCCUGUCGUUGCCGAGUCCUGAAGUGCUGGACCAAUUGGUAUACACCUUCUUUCACAAAAUCCAUCCCGCUUACCCUGUUUUCGACCGAGAACGGUUUUUACAUUCCUAUUGCGCAGGCCAGGCAUCUCCCUUGGUUUUACAGGCGAUCGCCCUUCUAGGUUUUACCAUCGGAAGCGAUGAUUUGGUUCGUGAGGCUGGGUUCAACGAUCGAGCAACGGCAAGAAAAACACACUACCUCCGUGCCAAGGCAUUGUAUGAUGCAGACUACGAGCCUGAUCGCAUGAACCUCGUGGCCGUUCUCCUACUUCUGGGAUUCUGGUGGGCCCGUCAUGAUGAUCAAAAAGAUACAUGCUAUUGGGUUGGCUGUGCAUCAUCUUUAGCGCAAUCUUUGGGCAUGCAUCGUUCCGUACAACAGUCCACCAUGAGUCAACGGAUGAAGUGCUUGAGAAAACGAAUCUGGUGGGCAAUAUAUACCCGCGAUAGACAUGUAUCCGCUGCUUUCGGUCGGCCUUUUCGAAUCCGAGAUGAGGACUGUGACGUUGAAUUUCUUGCCGAGGAGGAUUUCACUUUCGAUACAGCCUAUAUGCCUGGGCUCAUUCCGGCCCAGGAAGACCAUCAUGUCUCAUAUGUUCUUGAAAUGUCAAAACUGGCAGCAAUAAUUGGGGAUAUCAUCACGGCAGAGUAUAGCCCUCGCCGCACUCUACUUGGACAUCUUCAAAUAGAUACAUUAAAGCAGAGACUCACGGAUUGGGAAGUUGCGUUGCCCGAUCAACUUAGAAUCAGACCAUCUGACAGUUAUCGGGGGGCCUCAUUCUGGGCCUCUAUGGCCCAAUUUUCUUAUCAGAACACUAUCAUCCUUCUAUAUAGACCCAAGGCCGUCAGAAUCUCUUCUCUAGCAGACACAGAACGUGAUUUGCGGGCACGAGCUGCUGCAGACUCUAUCACUCGUCUUGCCGAGGAUCUCUUAUCAUCCGGGAUGAUAACCUCCGGCUUAAUCCAUCUUGUACCGGCAUUGUUUUCCGCACUCUCGGUUCACACAGUCGUCAUCUGUCGAGGAGAGCCAAUUCAUAAACAGCUAGCAGAGAACAAGUCACAGCAGUGCAUGUUGGCUUUAAGCGUGAUUGCAAAGUCUUGGCCUGUCAGGAUUUGGAUUUCAAGAGCUUUCGUCAAUCUAAUAAAAAGAUUAACAGGGCAAGGCCAAACUUUUGACUCAGCCUUCAAUGGGGCUAUAGUGAAUGUCUCGUCGAGCAUCAAGUCUAACUUUCAGCAUAAGGCGCCAUCUGCUGGCCGGUCUUCUGGAGUAACAAGGGUUCAUAUUGCACCAAAUUCUGACCCUUGUUGCACGUCUAACGCCGCCCCACAGCCUGGAGGUGAUGAUUGUUUUAGCUCUUCGUGGAAACCGUCAGGCGAUUUCGUGCAUGAUUCUCUGUGGGCCGAUUAUCUUGAUAAUGCGCUUGAUGUGGAUUUGUUACUGCAUAGUUGUGCCGACCCUACGCAACGUGUCCUUUUUGAAGGAAUAAACUGGGAUCUAGCUGAAUGA